This is a messenger RNA of Erpetoichthys calabaricus (reedfish), 1831 nucleotides long. Its product is annotated as gastrula zinc finger protein XlCGF49.1-like. Gene Ontology annotation, cellular component: transcription regulator complex; PcG protein complex. The transcript has a single exon. NCBI's taxonomy places the organism in Eukaryota, Metazoa, Chordata, Cladistia, Polypteriformes, Polypteridae. Bases 63 to 836 code for a protein of 257 amino acids. Gene Ontology annotation, biological process: regulation of transcription by RNA polymerase II. The record is from RefSeq and is a predicted model, not a curated record. Gene Ontology annotation, molecular function: RNA polymerase II cis-regulatory region sequence-specific DNA binding; DNA-binding transcription factor activity, RNA polymerase II-specific.
AACAUCACUGCUGUUCUGAAUGUGGUAAACAAUUUUGUAAAAGGAGUACACUGGGAAGACACAUGCGAAUUCACACGGGAGAGAAGCCAUACUGCUGUUCUGAAUGUGGAAAACAGUUUUCACGAAGAAGCCAAGUUCAGACCCACAAAAUAAUUCACACAGGGGAGAAGCCAUAUUGUUGUUCCGAUUGUGGCAAACAGUUUUCACAAAGAGGCUACCUUAAGAUCCACCAAAGAAUUCAUACAGGAGAGAAGCCAUAUUGUUGUUCUGAAUGUGGUACACAGUUCUACCACAAGCAUGGUCUUCAGAUCCACAAAAGCGUUCACACAGGACAGAAGCCAUUUUGCUGUUCGGAGUGUGGCAAAACGUUUUCACAAAGAAGCAACCUUCAGAGCCACAAGGUAAUUCACACGGGAGAGAAGCCAUAUUGCUGUAGUGAAUGUGGCAAACAGUUUUCACAAAGAAGCUACCUUAAGAGCCACAAAAGAAUUCACACUGGAAAGAAACCAUACUGUUGUUCUGAGUGUGGCAAACAAUUUCAUCACAAGAGUGGCCUUGAAAGCCAUAAAAGCAUUCACACAGGAGAGAAGCCAUAUUGCUGUAAUCAAUGUGACAAACAGUUUUCACAAAGAAGAAAUCUUCAGAUCCAUCAAAGGAUUCACACAGGAGAGAAGCCGUUUUCCUGUAAUGAAUGUGGCAAACAGUUUUCACAAAGAAACAACCUUAUAAGCCAUGAAAGAAUGCAUACAGGAGAGAAGCCGUAUUGUUGUUCUGAAUGUGGCAGGCGAUAUGCUCGUAUAACCAAUCUGAAGAUCCACUCUUGUAGGAAAAGAUGAGAGAUUUAAUUUGGUUAAUUAAUUAUCAAUUUUGUCUUCAGCAAAGCCGGUUAUUUAUGAAAUAACUCGCUAAGGCUGCUACUUUAGUUACCUUGCCUUUUUCUAUUGUAGGAGGUGGGUCUGCGGCCAUUAGACUUGUGUAAAGGUAACUUAUGCAUGCUCCUUUUAAGAAACAGAAUAAUACAAGGUAUUGAUAAAAAAAAAGUGUUACAGAAAUAUGAUAAAUGUAUCUUAUAUAUAAACGUCUACGUGUGGAAGUGUGUGUGUCAGUCCAGCCCAGAAGUGAGGAUACACAAGCAAGGCCAGCACAUUGGUAAAGGGAAACCUCCGAAGGAAGAGUCACUCUCUUAGCAGCUAAUACAGAAGGUGAGGCGGGCACAUCAGCAAAUCGGUAUCCCUUUUACUUUUUCUCCUGCCACUAAUACACAGACUAGGCGAGUACGUCGGCAAAAGGAAACCUCCAAAGAAAGAGACACUCACUUAGCAGCUAAUACUGAAGUGAGGUGAGCACAUCGGCAAAACAAAACCUCAGAAGAAAGAGACACUCGUUUAGCGGCUAAUACAAAAGUGAGGCAAGCACAUCGGAAAAACGGUAUCCUUUUACUUCUGCCGCUUAUACACAAGCAAAGUGAGCACAUCGGCAAAACGAAACCUCCGAAGAAAGAGACGCUGACUUAAUGGCUAAUACAGAAGUGAGGCGAGCAUAUCGGAAAAACGGUAUCCCUUUCACUUUUUCUCCUGCCGCUAAUACACAAACUAGGCGAGUAUGUCGGCAAAACGAAACCUCCAAAGAAAGAGACACUCACUUAGCAGCUAAUACAGAAGUGAGGCGAGCACAUCAGCAAAACAAAACCUCAGUAGAAAGAGACACUCGCUUAGCGGCUAAUACAGAAGUGAGGCGAGCACAUCGGAAAAACGGUAUCCCUUUUAUUUUUUCUUCUGCCACUUAUACACAAGCAAAGUGAGCACAUCGGCAAAACGAAACCUCCGAAGAA